Molecule: messenger RNA, 765 nt
Organism: Perkinsus marinus ATCC 50983
Lineage: Eukaryota; Perkinsozoa; Perkinsida; Perkinsidae
Exons: 3
Coding region: 1-765 (254 amino acids)
Source: RefSeq, a predicted model, not a curated record
AUGGCUGAUCAUCAAAUCAUCGUGGAUGACUCUGUGGGGCCCAUCGAUCAUGCUGUGAUCUCUGAGCUCGCCACUCAGCAAGGAACCUAUCCUCAAGGGCUGGCUAAUGCCGUGACCCCGCCCGCUAGAGGGGUCAAGAGGAAGAGUGGCGUUAGUGGUGGUGAACGCGGGACUCACGGUGGGUUCAAACCUAAAUCCCACUUCACUGAGAGCGAGAACGUCAUGCUCGUGGAGCUCAUAAUUCGUAAUCGAUCAGUAUUAAAGAGUCGUCGACCGGAGGCACAAGUUGAGAGAGCUAAUGCUUUCGAAUCCUUCACGGAGGCUCUCAAUGAGAUGAACCCGGGGUCGCCCAAGACGGUGCUGCAAGUGAGGAAGAAAAUGGACAACUUGGUUUCCAGAGUGAAAAAGCUCAUCGAAGAGCACAGGGAAGUCGGCUACGUCAAGAACAAAAUCCCGGUCUAUCUCAUCAACCUCGCCAACGAGUUCAUACUAUGGAACCCUCCAGGGGAAGAGGUGCCCAACGUCACCGGCGGCGGCCACAUAGUCUCCACGGGCGUCCAUGACGAUUUCGCCAGUACGGCUUCCUCGAACGCUGGCUUCUCUCACGCCCUGCAUGCUUCGGCUGGACCGAUACAAACAAGAGAAGGAAUGCUCCACAAGCGAAAGCUGGAGUUGGAGUGUGAACUGUUGCUAGAACAGAUAAAGAAAAUGAAGGCCGAGAAUGAGUUCACUGAGGCGAGAUUUGGCGGUGUUGGCGUGCUGUGA